GACCGUAUGUAUCCCGGACUAGCAGCUCCACCGGCCCGGUGCACUGACGGCUACGGUUGCUUCGUGUCGACGCCGACUGGCGACCGGCUGCGUCAAGAUGUGCCACUCGGACCACGGCGUUGACCUCCGCGACCUCUCCUUCCAAAUGCCCGGCAGCCCCUCAGAGCUGGGCCCGGCACACAGAGCGUGAACUAAAGCGCCAAACAGACCCCACAUCUACCUGUACCCUUGACCCCACACAGGAGCUCCCUCCCCCCCUUCUCCUGCAUCAAUGGACAGCCCUCCCAAGCUGUUGGGCGAGACCCUGAUCGUGCACCACAUCCCCCUGGUGCACUGCCAGGUGUCCGGCGGACGGCAGGGUGGCUGCGGGAUCUCGCUGAAGAGGGGCGCCACGUUCAUCCCGCCGGAGAACCUGGGCUUGAGUCGCACCACGUCGCUCCCCGAGAGAGACGUCCUUCAGAGAGAGGCUCUGCUCUACAGCAGCCUGAUCCAGGCCUCCGGCGGCUCCCGGGCCUCCCACAACGGCCAGACGGAGAGGAACGUCGGCGGGAGGGGAGGCAGCACGGCGAGCGACGAUUCAUCGUUCACCUCGAGCAAUUCGGAGGACCAGGCGAUCAGCGCUCACACGCUGCCCAGGGCCAAACCCAGGAACAGGAAUCCGCUGCGUCACAAUCCGUUCCUGCUGAACACAGAGGACGAGGAUGAGGAGGAAGAAGAGGAGGAGGAGGAGGAGGAUGGCGACAACCUCAGCGGUUACCUUGAAGACUCCUCUUUUCACCUCCACAGCGACACCAACCCCGCCCUCGACAAAGGGAUGGUUCCUUUCCACUUGCACGACCUGGGCUUCGCCGCCGAGCCCUUCCUUUUGCACCGGUCGGCGGGCGGAAGCACCCGGCACUCUCUGAGGGCGGCGGCCUCCGAGCUCUCCGCCCACCUGAAGGACCUGGAGAUCCUGGGACUGGACAGCCAGCUGCGCCACAGCAGCAGCGGCUCCAACAUGUCCAUGGACUGCGGCGAGCAGGACUGGGGCGAGGACGACGGGGAAGAGGAGGACCACCCCAUGAGGUGCGGCCGGAGCUCCUCCAGCUCCUGCACGCAGCACUGCUCCUGCUGCGCGCUCUCCCAGAACUACCCUCAGCACUUCCCCGAAUCCUUCUCGGAGCCCUUCUCGGAGUGCCAGCGGGGCUACGGCAGCGACUCCUCCUGCAACAGCUCGGACGGCGUGCUGGUGAACUUCAGCGCCAUUUACAACAAGAUGAACAACAGCGUUCCGGAGAAGCCGCCGCCGUCCGGGCACACCAACCUCAACGGCUCCGCUGAGCACCGCCGCACCUCGUCCGCUUCGGAUCCCAAGCGAGACUCCGCGGUGGGGGCUUUCUAUUUGGACCUUCACACCUCCCCGACGGAACCGCCUCUUUCACAACCCUCCUGCCUCGGCGGCACCUUCCCUCUCGUCCGCGAGCCGCACCUGUCCACCUCCUCCACGUGCUCGUGCGCCGCGGAGCACCAGGGCGCCCUCGACCUCGACGCCAACUGCAACUCCUACCACCCGCCGCACUCCGGGUCGUCCGGAGACCUCGCCUCCUGUCUGCAGAGCCAGGCGCGACUGGUGGUCGCCACCCAGAACUACUACAAGCUGGUCACGUGCGACCUGUCGGCCCAGUCGUCUCCGAGCCCCGCGGGCUCCUCGGUCAACAGCUGCUCCGACGAGCACAGCAAAGGCAGCCCCACCCCGACCCAGCCCAACGAGUACUUCCUGUUCAGGCAGAGAGCCGAGGAGGAGGGUGUGGAGGAAGAGGACGAAGACGGAGAGUCAUCCAGGCGAGAUGAUGACGAUGGUGGUGAUGAGGAUGAUGAGGAGGAGGAGGAGGAGGAGAAGCAUCAGCAGGCGGCCGUUGGAGCCGCCGGCUCCCCCGCCGCCGCGAUGGAAGGCCAGGUGUACGUCAACGUCUCCCCUCCCGUGGUUGGCCGCGCCGUAAUCGGAGCGUCCUCGGGACCCCGCCCCCGCUCUCGCAGCUACGACCGCAACCUGGACGAGUCUCCGCCCCCCCGGCUCGGAUCGCUGGAGCGCAUGCUGAGCUGCCCCGUCCGGCUCAGCGAGGCAGACGCCGACGCCGCCACCACGCCGGCUCCCCCGCGGGUCACCUCCUUCGCGGAGAUCGCGAGAAGCAAGCGGAGAAACGGCGGAUCGGGCGGGUCGCCGCCGCUCAAGACGGCCGCCGACCCCUUCUCCUACUCAACCCACUCCCACCCCUCCCUGGAUUUCUCUCCCAUCCCGGAGCGGCGUUCGGAGGCCGACUGCCGGAGCCUGUCGCCCGUUCCCUUCACCAGAUGUUACAGUCAAGGCAGCGCUGAGCGACACCAGCAGGGGGCGAGAGAGACCCGCACCAAGGCCGAAGGUGGCCUCUCGACCUCCUCAGACAGCGGCCCGGCGGUGGUGCGCUACAGCAAGGACCAGCGGCCCACCACCCUCCCCAUCCAGCCCUUCACCUUCCACCACCAGUUCGCCUCCAGACCCCCGCAGCCCAAGCCCCAGCUGCCCCUGCUCUCGGGCUACGUCUCUGGGAUGCAGGCCCGCUCCAGCUCCACUUCCGGCUCCGGCUCCGGAGAUCCGGCGGGGGAGGACGGUGGAGACGCGGCCGAAAUCGUGCACAGGUACCAGGGGACUGUGGCUGCGGCAGCCCCUCCUCCGCCCGGAUCGGUGCGCCCCUCGCCCCUCGGCAGCUACUCCCCGGUGCGCCUCCAAGGGGCGCCCAGCUCCGGGACCUGCUCCACCUGCACCCCGCACAGCCCCUCGUGCCCGCUUUCGGCGGGCCUCGGCACCCCGCCGCCGGCAAAGCAGGGAGGGGCAUCGGUACCGCCGACCGCUCCGCCUCCAUCCCUGGGGGCGAAGAGAGGGGCGGCGCAGGGCCACUGUUUCCACGGCGACAAGCUGAGCCCGCUGGGCUGCGUGGAGUCUGGGAAACCCGCGGAGGAAAGCAACGCACCGGGAGCCAGAACGCAUCACGCGCACCACCUCUCUCCCCAGGCUCUCAAAUGGAGGGAGUACCGCCGGCGAAACCCUCUGGGGUUGGAGAGGGCCUCGGAGGGCCACUCUUCUGGUCACCCGGAACCCGACGGGAGCGGCGCGGGGGCGCGACCCGCCCGGAGGAACGUGUUCGAUUUCCCUUCCGCCCCCAACGCGCUGGGACGGCUCAACGCGGGCCAAUCAGCAAAGCUGCAGCAGAUCUACAGCGACUUCCUGCCGGACUACUUCUCCCUGACCGAGAAGCCUCCCGAGGAGUUCUGCCUCUCCCCCGACCCGUCGAGCUCCUCCUCCUGCAGCGCCUCCUCCCAGUCCCACGUCUCGGUGGACCUGACGCAGAAGAGAGGUUUGGUGAAAGCCGUGAACACGGCAGUGGAUCUCAUCGUGGCGCACUUCGGCACCAGCCGAGACCCAGAUGUGAAGGCCAAGCUGGGGAACAGCUGGGUGAGCCCCAACGUGGGGCACCUCAUCCUGAAGUACCUGUGCCCGGCCCUGCACGAGGUGCUGCAGGACGGCCUGAAGGCCUACGUGCUGGACCUGAUCAUCGGCCAGCGGCGCUGUCGGCCCUGGAGCCUGGCGGAGGCCUCCACGCAGCCGGGUCCGUCCACUCGUGUCCUCCACGGCUUGUUCUCGAAGGCGAGCCAGUACUCGGAGCUCACGAGCCACAGCAUGAGACUCAACGCCUUCGUCAUCGGCCUGCUCAACCUAAAAUCUUUGGAGUUCUGGUUCAAUCACCUCUACACUCAUGAAGACAUUAUUGCGGCGCACUACAACCCGUGGGGUUUCCUGCCCCUGUCGCAAGGGGCUUGCCAGCCGCUCUUCGAGGAGCUCCUCCUCCUCCUGCAGCCGCUGUCGCUCCUCCCCUUUGACCUGGACCUGCUGUUCGAACCGCACCUCCUCCAAAAGGGCCAGGAGCACCUCCGCCGCAAAGAGCAGCUGUGCUCGGCGGGCCAGAGCGUGGACCGCUCCACCCGCUCCACCUUCCAGCUCAUGAGGGGGUGGAGCGCCACGGUGAGCGAGAUGGUCAGGGACUCCGGUGCGGAGGCGAGGCGCGAGAGGCCGGCGCUGAGGCGCGAGGGAACGUGGCCGAGGAUGGAAGGAGUCGGCGCGAGGGCAGAGGGAGCGAAACCGAGGCUGAGGAGCGAGGGGGCGACGACCACCGCGACGGAGAGCGCGACGGCGGUCAGGAGGCCGGACACGAUGGAGGAUCUGUGGAAGGAGAGGGGGAUGAGCGGGCAGAGGAUGAAAGGCGUGGGACAAGAGAGCCAGGGAGACGGCGAGGACGGACGGGAGAAGGCCGGUAGGAAGGAGAAGGAGAAGGACGUGGCGGAGGAGGGGCGCCAGCGGCAGGAGAGGCAGGCGGGCUGGUGGUACCAGCUCAUGCAGUCCUCCCAGGUCUACAUCGACCAAUCCGCAGAGGGGUCCAAGUUUGUCAAGACGGAGAAAAGGAGGAAGCCGUCGGAGAGACGGCAGAACCGGCUGCCGCCCACCAGAGAGGGCGUGGUGGAGGGGGCGGAGUCGAGUCAAGAAGGGGAGGGGCAAAGCAGCAGGAACGGCAGCGGCAGCAGCGGGGAGUCAUCCGGAUCCAGGGGGAGGCCGUCGUGGAUGGGCAGCCCGCCGGACUCGGUCCUGAACCAGGAGAAAGAGGCAAAGCCUCCGGGGGGUGCGGCCCAAGAGGAGAGCGCCUCCCAGGGACAGGGUCUGCGCUGGGGCCGGCUCUUUGGAGCCGGCGUCGGUUCCCCUACGAGGGCGGAGCCAGCUGAGCAGAAGGGAAAAGCUCAGAAGACCAGGCCGCCGUCCGGUUGGCUCUCUCUGGACCGGUCGGUUCUCGACCUCGUGGCUCAGACUAUCGGAGCAGCAGGCGGCGGCAAGAAGGCCGAGCCUCCAGCGGCACCCGCCCACCACCCCCAGACCGCCUCCCCCCCACCGCCGCCGCCGACCCGGCCCACUGAAGCCAGGCAGCCGUCUCCAUGCGAGGUGCGAGCCCUGUGCCACCACAUCGCCACCGAGCCCGGCCAGCUGAGCUUCAGCAAAGGCGACGUCCUGCGGGUCCUGAGCCGGAGGCCCGAUCCCGACUGGCUGCUGUGCUCGCUGGGCUCCACCCGGGGCCUGGUCCCCAUCGUCUACGUCACCCUCAACGGCGCGGAGGACGGCCGGGACGCCGCCGCUGGACUCGGGCGCUGUUGAACCGCCAGAGAGGGAGAAAAAGCUGCGAGGUCAAAGGUCAAACCGCUGAACCGGAAAACACUGAUCACUGCACAUUAGGGAGGAUUCCUGAAGGGAAAAAAAACAACACAAAGAUUGUAUAUUAAAUGAAGAUGAUGUACAGGCACAUGCGAAGGGAAGCAUGCAGGCUAGAACCCAAACUCACACGUUCUACUCCAGAGGG
Cyclopterus lumpus (lumpfish) is the source of this 5414-nucleotide messenger RNA. It is a transcript of the gene rusc2, whose product is annotated as RUN and SH3 domain containing 2. Bases 272 to 5212 code for a protein of 1646 amino acids. The transcript is spliced from 13 exons. NCBI's taxonomy places the organism in Eukaryota, Metazoa, Chordata, Actinopteri, Perciformes, Cyclopteridae. Gene Ontology annotation, cellular component: cytoplasmic vesicle. Gene Ontology annotation, molecular function: protein binding. The record is from RefSeq and is a predicted model, not a curated record.